CGUUAUCUGCGACUGCGAUACAUCAGCAGCUCAGCUGACGAUUUCAGUUCUCUUUUCUAAAGAAAUCUUCAAAUUGAAAUUGAGACAUCUAACAUGGUACCGCUCUACAGUUUGAAGAGCCUUGGAUUGGAUUGUUCAAUAUUUUCUUGUACAUUUGCUUCCAAAACUAAAAGAUUUAUUGUUGGAGAGCUAAAACCCUCGCAAUUUUCUCUUCAAAAUCAGUUACUUUACAGACCCCUCACCACUGAAAUCUUAGAAAAUCCAAACAAUUCCACAGUCGCUUACCUCAUAAACUCAUGUGGCUUGUCGCCGGAAGGUGCGAUUUCAGCAGCCAAGUGGGUCGAGUUGCAGUCCCCAGAAAGAGCAGACUCUGUUUUGGCUCUUUUGAGAAACCAUGGACUCUCUGAAACCCAGAUCUCCAAGAUGGUGAGGUCGCGUCCACAACUUCUUUUAGCCAAUCCUGAGAAAACCCUUUUGCCCAAGCUUGCGUUUUUCAGCUCUCUUGGAAUUUCAAGGCAGGACCUUGCAAAAACUCUGGCUUUUAAUCCGAAGCUUUUGUCACGAAGCUUGAAGAAACAGAUCAUACCCACGUACAAUUUCCUUAGGAGUCUGGUUUCUGAGAAAAAGCUUGUUGCUAUUUUCAAGCAUAACUCGUGUAUUUUCGUGGAAAGUAACUGCAAUGUGUUGGCAAAUAUUGGACUUUUGAGAGAAUUGGGUAUGCCCCAAUCAUGCAUUUCUAUGUUGCUAGCUCACUACACUACCGUUUUGAUGAUAAAUCCUGAAAAUUUUGGUCAACUGGUGGGUGAGGUUAAGGAAAUGGGAUUUAAUCUGGAAAAGUCGACUUCAGUGAAUGCAAUGCGUGCCUUGUGUGGUAAGAAUAAGCUGAUAUGGAAUCGAAGUCGAGAAGUUUUUAGGAGGUGGGGUUGGUCUGAGGAUGAUGUUCUCUCUGCUUUCAGGAAGAACCCGCAGUUUAUGAUUGUGUCGGAGAAGAAACUAUUGCAGGCAAUGGACCUUUUAGUGAAUAAGAUGGGAUGGCCAUCAGAAAUGAUUGCCAAAUAUCCAGUGGUCCUGAGCCUCAGUUUGGAGAGGAGACUUAUUCCAAGGUGUUCGGUUGUUAAAGUUCUAUUGUCGAAAGGAUUGGUAAAUGAAAACUUGAAUUUAGGUUCUGUGUUGCUUCCUGCAGAGAAGGAGUUCUUGGGGAGGUUUGUAACCGGAUAUCUCAAAGGAGUACCGCAAUUGUGGGAUGUGUAUCAAGGGAAAGUGGAUAUCCAGGAUAAAACAAAUUGUUCAUCUUCUUCAUCGUUUUACAGGGCCACAUCUAUCAUGGUUCUGCUCUUCAAAUUGAAGAACCUCAGAUUGGGUUGUUCAUUAUUUUCUUGCACAUUUGCUUCCAAAACUAGAAGCUUUGUGGUUGGAGACGCAAAACCCUCGCAUUGCACUCUUCAUCCUCAGUUUCUUUACAGAUACAUCACCACCGAAAUCUCACCAACCCAAAACGAUAUCACAGUCACUUACCUCAUAAACUCAUGUGGGUUGUCCCCAGAAGAUGCAAUUUCAGCGUCCAAGAUGGUCAAGUUGAAAGCCCCAGACAGAGCAGACUCUGUUUUGGCCCUUCUGAGAAGCCAUGGCCUCUCUCAACCCCAAAUCUCAAAGGUUGUCAAGUGUUGCCCAAGAGUUCUUUCAUCCUGUCCCGACAAAACCCUUUCGCCCAAGCUUCAGUUUUUCAGCUCUGUCGGAGUUUCAAGGGAGGACCUUGCAAGAUCUGUGGCCACUAAUCCAUUGCUCUUGAUGGUAAGCUUGAGGGAACGGAUUGUACCCACUUAUAAUUUCCUUAGGAGUAUGAUUUCUGAGAAAAAUAUUGUUAAUGUUUUCAAGCGCAGGUCGCGGGUUUUCUUGGGCAGUCACUGCAAUGAUGUGGUGCUAAAUAUUGGGCUUUUGAGAGAACUGGGUAUGCCUCAAUCUUCCAUUUCUGUGUUACUAUCUCAUUACAUUCAUGUUGUGAUGCACGACCAUAACAAGUUUGGUGAAGUUGUGGGUGAGGUUAAGGAAAUGGGAUUUAAUCUGGAAAGUUCGAAUUUCGUGUUUGCACUAAACGCAUUGUGCGGUAAGAACAGUAAGUCAAUAUGGAAACGCAGUCGUGGAGUUUAUAUGAGGUGGGGUUGGUCUGAGAAUGAUGUUCUUUCUGCUUUCAGGAAAAAUCCAGAGUUUAUGAUUAUGUCGGAGAAGAAAAUAAUGCGAGUAAUGGAAUUUUUAGUGAACAAGAUGGGAUGGCCGUCAGGGAUGAUUGCCAAAUACCCGUGGGUUAUGCGUCACAGUUUGGAGAAGAGAAUAAUCCCAAGGUGUUUGGUUGUUAAGGUUUUGUGGUUGAAAGGUUUGAUAGAUGAAAACUUGAGUUUGGGAUAUGUGGUUCAACCUGACGAGAAGCUCUUCGUGGAGAGGUUUGUGACCAAAUAUCAAAAUGAAGUACCUCAGUUGUGGAAUGUGUAUCAAGGGAAAGUUGAAAUCGAGGAUGUAUGAUUUUGAUACGUUGAUGCUUCAUCACUCACGUGUAUCGAUUGCUUCUGCACAAUAUUAUAAGGUUGCCCAUAAGUAAAUUUAUUGUUUGGUCGCAUACUCAAUUUCUAGCUGAUUACAUUUAUGUGUACUUUCUUAUUAGAAGACCUGGUUGGGUUGGCCUAGCUGCUUUAAUUUAUGUGUACUUUCUUAUUACAAUACCUGCUUGAAUUGGCCUGCUCCCUUUGGCGUCACCAAUCUCUUGCAUUUUGUGUUCUUGAGUUUGGUUAGCCUCAAAGUUCAUUGCAUUACACAUAUCUUGCAUCCAUUGUGGUUCAAUCAAAUUAUGAGAUAUCAACGGUUGUCAGUGCUUUACUCCCGGCUCUGUUAAUAAUGUCCUCCACUUGGUUGAUUUGUAGGGGACCAGAUCAAUAAGGCAUCAAAGCUCUGGGUGUGAGCCUUUUCUGAUGAGAACUUAAUGGUGAGGAACACAAUAUAUUCAGUGCUUGUGGCUCUUGAUUGGGUUUUUUAAGUUUAAAAACCCGGGUUUGAUGGGAUGUGUAAUGAAGGGUGAUUUGGAAAUUGGUAUCUUUCGGGAUGAAUCUAUUCAGUAAGCUGCUGGAGGUUUGCUGAUCUCUAGAGAAUGUUAGUUUUGUGGUAUGACUUCAUUUUUUUGUUUUAGACAUCUUGGCAUGCAUGCCAUUUAGAUUCAGUUAGUGCUCCAAGCCAUGAGGAUAUGAGUGCCUGAAUCUGAUUUUCCAGAUGUUACUAGUCAGUACAGGCCUAUUUCAGAAGUGUAAACAUGUGCAAUGUCACUGCCAAGAAAAUGAAAAAGUGACUUGCAAUGCUUUUACCCAAUUCUGGAUUUGAUUCCCGUGGACAAUAGACAAUCUGAAGGUUGAGUCUCAUUGCAAUGAUCUUUUCUUUUUCCUAAGAUCGCAUACAUUUAGCGGAGACAACAACUUAUGUAAUCAGUUGAGAAAUAUAACAGCAGGUAUAUCUGCACCUCUUUAUUAAUUUUCAAAUGGUUGGCACCUUGUAAUACUUCUUACAGUGGAAGUCACCUUGUCAUGAUUCAGUAACAUGUUAUAAACAUGUUUUGUUCCUUAUUUGAAAAUAUGUGCCUUUAUUGCUUAUGAUGCAGAUUGUUACUUUGCCCUAAUUUGGCAGACACUGAAUUCGUUGCCUUGCAUAUCAAUUGGAGGUGCAUGUAUUCUUAUGUCUUUCUUUGAAUUUGUCACGUUCUUCAAGUAUUGCUGUCUACGCUUAUCAGUAGACUACAUGUCUAUGCUUAUUAAAGUUGUCUAGAAUGGAUUUGGAGAAGUUUCUGUAUGGAGAGGAUUUUCCAUUCAAUGCUCAGAAUUUGGAAAAUGCUAAUAAGAUUUUGAAUCAGAACCUAUAAGGUCUUGAAGCUAAAAUAAAGGUGACUGAGUCAUCAGCUGGAGACUUGCUCUUGAUAGGUAGUAUUGCUCUUCUGUGGGAUAGACAAGGUGAGGCUCCAAGGAUUCUUAUCUGCAUUGAGUAGUUUGGAGAUGCUGUAAUGUAGUGGUAGGGUUCAUGUACUUUGAAUUAUCUUCAUGGAGGAAGGGGAAGUUGGGUUAAGGCAACAUAGGUCGCCUUUGGAAGCGUAGCUGCAUUCUUAUUGCGUGUCUACGGAUAUCUACAACCAUCUGCACUAUGCAUCCAGCCUAAAGCAGACAUCUUUGCAUUUGUACAUAUGAAUAUAGAUAAGUCAAAAGCAGACAUCAUCCUUAGUAGACACAACAAGAGAUAUACACUCUGACUUGUGUGGUAUCGGAUGUUUUUAAAUUUCGAAUUUGCAAUGGCAUGGAUGUAAUGCCCUGAUUACUGGUUUUAUGACUUCUUGAAUUGAUGUUAUUUCCUUCCUGCAUA
Messenger RNA from Prunus dulcis (almond), 4386 nucleotides. RefSeq lists its product as uncharacterized. Bases 94 to 2517 code for a protein of 807 amino acids. The transcript has 2 exons. NCBI's taxonomy places the organism in Eukaryota, Viridiplantae, Streptophyta, Magnoliopsida, Rosales, Rosaceae. Gene Ontology annotation, cellular component: chloroplast. Gene Ontology annotation, biological process: chloroplast organization; regulation of DNA-templated transcription. Gene Ontology annotation, molecular function: double-stranded DNA binding. The record is from RefSeq and is a predicted model, not a curated record.